CAUUUCAAAGAGGAAACACUAAGAUUCAUAACAUGCAGACCUGAUAUCAGAGCAUUUGAAAAUUAUGUAGGAGUGAAUCACACAAAAUGAAUAAGUUCAGAAAACUUAAAAGAGUCCUAUCUAUGACUGGGAUAAUAAUAUGUUCACUACUUCUUAUCCAUAUUAAUUUGCCUUGGAUGAAAGGAUUUUUCCUACCAAAUUACCCCCUGAUUUUGAACAAUGCUAAUGGAAAUUCUGCAGCAGUCAAAGAAAUGAUGAAGAUAAAAGAUUUUUCUUCAAAAUAUGGAAACGGUUUUGUAAAUUCACCAGAGGAGGUCAUAGGAGUACCACUGAGAAUGGAGGAUAUAACUUUUGAGGAAAUUCAAAAAUCUGGAUGGAUUGACACUGGAAAAUAUUCUCCAGAUAAUGAGCUUGAUUUUGUACCCCCUGUUCCAACAUUUUCCGUUUAUGAUAUUGUUUAUCAAUUAAAACCGAAAAUUAUGCGAAAAUAUUUAGCCCUCGAUAAAAGAAAAUAUGAAAAUUAUAGCAUUGUGAUUCUUACCCCAAUACAUAAUAGUGAAAAUGAUCUUGUGCAGUAUGCACAGUUAAUUAGUGAACUUGAUUAUCCAAAACACAAACUUUCUAUUGUAUUUGGUGAAGAUGGAAGUGAAGAUCAAACACUCAAAGUUGGAAAAGAUAUUUUAAAAGAAUUUCGCAAACAAGGAUUUCAAAGGGCUGAAAUUUUUCAUUUUAACAUAUCGGGUCAAAUAAGUGGGGAUUGGAAUAGCAUUCAUGACCAGGUGCUUCAACAUAUACGAAGAAGACAUCUUGCCAAAGCACGCAACCUGCUUCUUAAAGUUGGCUUAAAAGAUGAAGACUAUGUGUUGUGGAUUGAUGCGGAUGUUGGUGUACUUCCCUCUGACCUUAUCCAACAGUUGAUCUAUGCAAACAAAGAUGUUGUUGCUCCGUGUUGUUUAUAUAGAAAGGGUCAGUAUACUAAUGUUUAUGACAAAAACACUUGGAGAGAAACAAAAUAUUCUCUACAAGCACAAAAAGAUCUCAGCAAAACACAGCUGGUUUUAGAAGGGUAUGGACCCACAAUCAGACUUUAUUUACCUCACUUGAGGGGGGAGGGGAGGGUAGUCCCUCUUGAUGGUGUAGGGGGUUGUAGUUUACUAGUCAAGUCAAAGUGCCAUAAAAAGGGGCUUAAAUUCCCGGAGGAGAUUUUUCAGAAUCAUAUUGAAACUGAAGGACUAGCCAAGCUUGCCAAGAGUUUGGGAUUUGGUGUUUACGGGAUGCCAUUUGUUGAAGUAUAUCAUAAGUAAUGCUGUCUCCAUAUAUGCUUUGUUUUUCAACAUUGUCUUAUUUUAUGUAAAAAUGUAAACAAAAUCAUUUUGCAUUCAAAUAUUUUAUGAAUAGUAAUGGUUUUUACAAAUAUCUCAAAAUUUGAAGAUUUACUUGUAUAUAAACUUAGAAGAGCUAGUCAUUUAGAAUCUUGUCAUCCUAUGUCAGAGGUUUGCCGAAAUUGACAGGCAUGGAAUUUAACAAGACUUAUACCAUGUACUAAAAACUACUGUCUAAUAAUACAUACUGGGUAUUAUUUAAAACGUAACUAUGUAUUGUUUAUAGAUUUAAUGUAUAAUAUUUUAAUAUCGAUUUAUUGUUAAGUGUUAAUGAUAGUUUUUCCUUGUUAAAAAAACAUUCCAACAUUUUAU
Molecule: messenger RNA, 1694 nt
Organism: Saccostrea echinata
Lineage: Eukaryota; Metazoa; Mollusca; Bivalvia; Ostreida; Ostreidae
Exons: 1
Coding region: 87-1304 (405 amino acids)
Biological process (GO): protein N-linked glycosylation; cell wall mannoprotein biosynthetic process
Cellular component (GO): mannan polymerase complex
Molecular function (GO): alpha-1,6-mannosyltransferase activity
Source: RefSeq, a predicted model, not a curated record